Molecule: messenger RNA, 2856 nt
Organism: Gadus chalcogrammus (walleye pollock)
Lineage: Eukaryota; Metazoa; Chordata; Actinopteri; Gadiformes; Gadidae
Gene: gjb1a
Product: gap junction protein beta 1a
Exons: 2
Coding region: 280-1002 (240 amino acids)
Biological process (GO): cell communication
Cellular component (GO): connexin complex
Source: RefSeq, a predicted model, not a curated record
GAGAGUGGCGACGGGCCGACGCUUUGACGUUUGAUGUGGACUCAAAAAGCCGUUUGUGUGCGGGGCACAAGGAGCCUUUGUGUGAAUGUGCUGCCGCUGCGUGUGACCCGCUCCGAACGGGCCGGGCCCGGAGAGCGAGCCGUCAUUAGCGAUGCAGAGUCAUGAGGCGCUGAUCCCUGCCCCUGACCGCCCGUCCACAGCGAGGACAACAUCCAUGCCAAGCUAAACGUGGAUGGGCGUGCUGGCUCGGAGAUAACAGCUGAAGACCCGGAACCGAAGAUGAACUGGGCGUCCUUCUACGCGGUGGUGAGCGGCGUGAACCGUCACUCCACUGGCAUCGGCCGCAUCUGGCUGUCGGUGCUCUUUAUCUUCCGAAUCCUAGUGCUGGUGGUGGCGGCCGAGAGCGUGUGGGGCGACGAGAAGUCGGGCUUCACAUGCAACACGCAGCAGCCCGGCUGCAACAGCGUCUGCUACGACCACUUCUUCCCCGUGUCCCACAUCCGCCUGUGGGCGCUGCAGCUCAUCCUGGUGUCCACGCCGGCGCUGCUGGUGGCCAUGCACGUGGCCCACCGCCGCCACGUCGACAAGAAGAUCCACAAGCUGGCGGGCCGCCUUGGGCCCAAGGAGCUGGAGCAGAUCAAGAGCCAGAAGAUGAAGAUCGUGGGCGCGCUGUGGUGGACCUACGUCAUCAGCCUGUUCUUCCGCAUCAUGCUGGAGGUCAUCUUCAUGUUCCUCUUCUACAUGAUCUACCCCGGCUACAAGAUGAUCCGCCUGGUCAAGUGCGACUCGUACCCCUGCCCCAACACGGUGGACUGCUUCGUGUCGCGGCCCACCGAGAAGACGGUGUUCACCGUGUUCAUGCUGGCCGUGUCGGGCGUCUGCAUCCUGCUGAACAUCGCCGAGGUCCUCUUCCUGGUGGCGAAGGCCUGCGGGAGGCAGCUCAGCAACACCAAGGACGGGGGCGGCCUCUGGGGCUGGCUGGCCCACAAGAUCUCCUACUAGCAGCACCCGCGGGACCAGGGCCAGACCUGGGACUGGACCAGAGAGGAGACCAUACUGGAUCAGACUAGACCAGAGAGGAGACCAGACUGGAUCAGACUAGACCAGAGUAGAGACCAGACUGGGUCAGACUAGACCAGAGAGGAGACCAUACUGGAUCAGACUAGACCAGAGACUAGACACUAAACCAGACCAGACCUGGGACUAGACCAGAGAAGAGACCAUACUGGAUCAGACUAGACCAGAGAGGAGACCAGACUGGAUCAGACUAGACCAGAGAGGAGACCAUACUAGAUCAGACUAGACCAGAGUAGAGACCAGACUGGGUCAGACUAGACCAGAGAGGAGACCAGACUGGAUCAGACUAGACCAGUGUAGAGACCAGACUGGAUCAGACUAGACCAGAGACUAGACACUAAACCAGACCAGACCUGGGACUAGACCAGAGUAGAGACCAGACUGGAUCAGAUUCGACCAGAGUAGAGACCAUACUGGAUCAGACUAGACCAGAGACUAGACACUAAACCAGACCAGACCAGGGACCAGAGCCGAGACUAAAGUCUAGAAACCAGAGACUAAAGACAAGAUAAGACCAGAGAUCAAAGUAGAGCAGUGACCAGAGUAGACCAGAGAUCACACUAGAGACUAAAGUCCAGAGACCAGAUCAGACUAGAGACCAGAUAAGACCAGAGACCAGACUAGACACUAAAGUCUAGAAACCAGAGACCAGAUAAGAAGAGAGACCACACAUGCACCUCCCCCCCCCCCACGACGCACACGGACAUCUCAGAGUCUUACGGAACUAACACGUUUAAUUAACCUCCUCUAAUUCAGCUUCAGUGAAGUUUCCUGCUGCGGACCCCCUGAUGAGAGGAUGAACGUCCAGAGACCCCUGGCGGUUAGCCCCUGAUGAGAGGAUGAACGGCCGGAGACCCCCGGAGGUUAGCCCCUGAUGAGAGGAUGAACGGCCAGAGACCCCCAGCGGUCAUACCCUUAAGACGGGCGAGACCGGACCCUUACCCGUCAGUUACAGCUGAUACAGGGACGGUCUGGGAGAGGGACUUGGGUCUCUGGGUCUGGUGUGAAAGUAUUUCUGAUGUACUGUACGGUUCCGCGAUACUGCAGGUGAGUGUACCCGGGUAACACCUGUAGUAGUAUUGGUAAUGGUUAUGGUAAAGGUACUGAUGUUUGCACAAUAUUGUUAGACUUGUUGCUCUUGUUAUUCUGUUGUCAAUUGUCAAUGACUGGUCAUGGUUAAACUAUAAUGACUUGUUAUUAUUAAUAAUUGUUUAUUAAUAUGUAUUAGCUUACAACGAAUGCAUUUGUCAGCCGUGAAAAAAAAAGACCAGGAGACAUGAUGAUGUAAUGAUGCGUUAAUAAUGAAUGCUUAUUAAUGUAUAUAUAAUGCAAAUGAAUUGAUAUUAUAUAUUUUUAUAACAUCUUAAAUCGUGUUCACCAUUCCACUUGAAUGUAGAGUUUAUUGUAUGCUAGUAAUAUUUAAAUGUAUUGCUAAUAGUGUAUUGCUAAGACUCUUUGAAUCCACACCCUCUACCCUCAUUUGCUUGAUUUAAUGUGUAAAUAUUCAUCGUGAAUGUUGACAAAGUCUUCAAUUAUUUCUUAAACACUUGAAUAAAAUAAUGUUUUUAAGUUUUCGGUCAAUGUCUUGGUUCUGCAAACACACAACGACGGCAAAAAGCUAAGUAUUUAAUGACGUGGUAUUUAUGAUUUAGAAUAAUUUAAAUGAUUUCCUGAAUAUAAUUAUGCUCCCCGGCUUAGAGUUUUGUGUAAGUUAAACCUGCUCUAUUUAAGUUUUACUAUUAGCGGCCUCUAGUGGCUCGAGUUGUAGCUAAAGUUACA